ACCGAGCGGAGCUUAAAAACUCCCGACAAAUGAUUAUUUACCUCGGCAGCAGCGGAACAUCGUAGCUGGCUUCGUGUCGGUCUACAGCCGAUUCGGAGAAAAAGGGGGAAAACAAAUCGGGAGAGAAAUGUGCGUGAGGAUUAACGCAGAGGCGGGGUGGGAAUAAAAUAGGCUGGACUUGACUACCAGCUGCGACUAUCCGGAUUACCCACUCGCUGGAAAAGGGAGAAAACAAGCGAAGCUUCGCGGACAUUUGUGCGCUCGGAGAGGAUGAGCUGACCGCCGAGGAACGGGGAAAAAAAACAAGUGUUUGAGGUCGAAAGUUGCGAGUGGAUGUGGAAACGGACAGCAGUGGGCCUGGGAGGAUAUUUAGAUGCUGUCGCGUAAACUUCGCUGUCGGUGCCGUUUGAAACCGGCGUUGUAGGAACCGGACCGCACAGGAAAGGGGGAAAAAAAGAAAAACACUCAAUCCACCGCAGCGACAAGCUUCAUGUCGAGCCCGACAGCAGUUUAUUGCACCGGGUAUUAAAGAGACAGCGAGAGAGAGGGAGGAGGAAAAAACCCAGAAGAUCGGCUGCUCGUGCAGAUGCCAACGGCAGACUGCAGGUUGCUCCAUCAUGGCCGGAUCAUGAGGUGUUUGACUUAUUUGCUGCUACUUCCAGAAACACUGAAAAAGUCCAAGAAGGUAACCAAGCUGCCGGGCCGGCUGCCGCUAUGUUAUGAGAUCCUGACUCUGUCCCUGUCGAGCAAGAAAAAGCAGCAGGAGAAGGAGAAGAAGAUGGCUGCGGAGUUGUACCCCGCUAACAACACCAACAACACCAAUCUGGCCAACGGCACUACGGUGGCUGACGCGGAGAAGACCAAGGAGCUGCAGGUGUGCCAGGCCAGCGGGAGCAGCGCCGGCGGCGGAGGGAGCGCGGCGACCACCCCGACCACCCAGCAAAACAUCAACAACAACAACGUAGACCCACCCAGCUGGCAGUGCAGCCACCCCACGCUCCGAGAGAGGAACGCCUUGAUGUUUAACAAUGAGCUGAUGGCUGAUGUCCACUUCAUUGUCGGGCCCUUGGGGGCCUCGCAGAAGCUUCCCGCACACAAGUACGUGCUGGCCGUGGGAAGCUCCGUCUUCUGUGCCAUGUUUUACAGCGAUCUGGCGGAGGAGGAGUCUGAGAUCCAUAUUCCAGAUGUGGAACCUGCUGCUUUUCUAAUUCUGCUGAAGUACUUGUACAGCGAUGAGAUCGACCUGGAGGCAGACACGGUGCUGGCCACCCUGUAUGCUGCCAAAAAGUACAUCGUCCCUGCACUGGCCAAGGCCUGCGUCACCUUCCUGGAGACCAGCCUGGAGGCCAAGAAUGCCUGCGUGCUGCUCUCUCAGAGCCGCCUGUUUGAGGAGCCCGAGCUGACGCAGCGCUGCUGGGAGGUAAUCGACGCGCAGGCCGAGCUCGCGCUGUGCUCGGAGGGCUUCUGUGAGAUCGACCUGCAGACGCUGGACAUCAUCUUGCGGCGGGAGACCCUCAACACCAAAGAAGUGGUGGUGUUUGAGGCGGUCAUGAACUGGGCCACGGCAGAAUGCAAGAGACAGGGUUUGGGGCCAACCACUCGCAACAAAAGAGAAGUACUGGGUAAGGCGCUGUUCUUGGUGCGCAUCCCCACCAUGAGCCUGGACGAAUUUGCAAACGGUGCUGCGCAGUCGGACAUCCUGACACUGGAGGAGACGCACAAUGUCUUCCUGUGGUACACUGCGGCUAAAAAGCCCCAACUAGACUUCCCUCUGAAUCCCAGGAAGGGCUUGGCUCCUCAGAGGUGCCACCGCUUCCAGUCCUCGGCCUACCGGAGCAACCAGUGGCGCUACCGCGGCCGGUGCGACAGCAUCCAGUUUGCUGUGGACAAGCGGAUCUUUAUUGCCGGUUUGGGCCUGUACGGGUCGAGCGGCGGCAAAGCCGAGUACAGCGUCAAAAUCGAGCUCAAGAGACAGGGGGUGAUCCUGGCGCAGAACCUGACAAAGUUUGUGUCGGACGGCUCGAGCAGCACGUUCCCGGUGUGGUUCGAGCAUCCCGUUCAGGUGGAGCAGGACGCGUUCUACACAGUGAGCGCCGUCCUGGACGGGAAUGAGCUGAGCUACUUCGGCCAGGAGGGCAUGACGGAGGUGCAGUGCGGGAAGGUCACGUUUCAGUUCCAGUGCUCCUCCGACAGCACCAACGGGACUGGAGUACAGGGAGGACAGAUCCCCGAGCUUGUGUUCUAUGCAUAAGCUGCUCUGGACUGCUGAUGGGAAAUUAGGUCUAUCGCUGCCUCCCAACCUUCAAAGUAAUGUAGCAUUAAAAGACACUUGAGUAAUGUCACACUAAAUGGCCUGGUUAGUUCUAUAAGAGACUAUUUUAAAAGCGACGGAGCUGUUUUAUCUUAUUUAAUUUAAUGUUAUUUUUUUAUUUAAAUGCUGAUUUAACGUUAUUCGCUCAGAAGCUUGUGUUUUUCAAGGGCUGCGGCUGCUGUAGGAACAACAUUAAUACAGUGACCUGUGGUUAUGUAAUCAAGCUGAGCUCCAGAACUGGAACAAGUAGGGUCUGCUUCAAAUUGUGUAAUUGCAAGUCUAUAUACAAUGUUGUUACUAUAGUCCAGGCAGCAAUAUCACCUGAGGAGCAAACUUUAUGUAGUGUUCGAUUCUAAUGCAGAAAAAAAAAAAAAAAAAAAGUAGAAAUCGUGUCAAGAACAGAGUCGUUUUGCACUUCAGAGGACGGCCUCAGAAACGUUGUCUUUUUGUAAAAUACAAUUUAUCUGUUAACAGCUUGAUGCUGUUGAUGAGCAGAUGUGUUCUGUACAAGAAUGCUUAUACACCUGCCGAAAUAUAAAGGUUAUAAUGUGAGAAAGCCGCACAUGUGACAUCUUAUGGGAUCUGGGUGAGGGAGUGGGGGAUUUGAGGGGCAGCAGCGCCCUCUGGUAACUAAAGUGGGAACUACACAUUAGGUUUCUACCUCACUUGCAUGGAGUCUGGCAGGCACAGAUUUGAGGACUGAUAAGGGUUCUGCCUCUUUUUCCAAGUGAGGAUUUGGAUUCAUUUCCUACUAAAUAAACUGCACAGUGCAUUUAACAGACAGCACACUUACAUUAACGCUGGCAAAACACUAUAAUGGAAAUGCAAAGCUAUGCACGAGGAAAGCAAAGCCUAAACCAGCGAUUUUCUUUGACGGUUUCCCAAAAUAUUUCGUACAUUAUAGUUAAUAUUAAUGCACUUCUGCUUUGGCAGGACGGCUCGUCGUGUUCAAUUUAAGGACAUCAGAGCUCAUAAUCUUCCAGGUAGCUGCAGACCAGACCAGCCUUACAAAAAUCAAAGGUGGUCACAUUUGAGUU
This is a messenger RNA of Haplochromis burtoni (Burton's mouthbrooder), 3348 nucleotides long. Its product is annotated as BTB/POZ domain-containing protein 6-B. Gene Ontology annotation, biological process: neurogenesis. The record is from RefSeq and is a predicted model, not a curated record. The transcript is spliced from 4 exons. Gene Ontology annotation, cellular component: cytosol. NCBI's taxonomy places the organism in Eukaryota, Metazoa, Chordata, Actinopteri, Cichliformes, Cichlidae. Gene Ontology annotation, molecular function: protein binding. Bases 587 to 2251 code for a protein of 554 amino acids.